This is a messenger RNA of Cucumis sativus (cucumber), 531 nucleotides long. RefSeq names its product NDR1/HIN1-like protein 26. The record is from RefSeq and is a predicted model, not a curated record. Bases 1 to 531 code for a protein of 176 amino acids. The transcript has a single exon. NCBI's taxonomy places the organism in Eukaryota, Viridiplantae, Streptophyta, Magnoliopsida, Cucurbitales, Cucurbitaceae. Gene Ontology annotation, biological process: defense response to other organism.
AUGGCUUCAUGCGCUCUCUGGCUUGCCUACCGCCCCAAGAACCCCGAGUUUUCAGUGGUCGAGGCUGUGAUAUACAACUUGACCGUGUCGCCUCCAUCGCAGCUUUUGACAACAAUGGCAUGCACCAUUGUUACAAGGAACCCCAACAAGCUCUCUUCCAUUUACUAUGACCAAUUAACUGGGGUGGUGUUGUAUAAGGAUCAACAGAUAACACCACAGGUAAUGUUGUCUCCGGUGAUUAACGAAAAGAAGACCACCGUGGAGAUACCACUGAAGAUUAGUGGUGCAGCGGUGUCCGCGGUGUCGGUGACGGAGGAGUUGGCAAAUGAGAUAGUGAGAAGUACUGAGAGUGGGUUGUUUUGGCUUAGAGUUGUGUUGAUGGGAAGAGUUAAAUGGAAACUUGGAGGUGUGAGAAUUGGUUAUUAUGCUCUUUCUGUUAAAUGUGAUGUGUUGGUCACUAACACAAAGGAUGACUCCGUUGGUUCACUUCCCUCCCCUCGUUCGACUACAUGUAACGUCGAUUUUGCUUAA